Molecule: messenger RNA, 3582 nt
Organism: Topomyia yanbarensis
Lineage: Eukaryota; Metazoa; Arthropoda; Insecta; Diptera; Culicidae
Exons: 1
Coding region: 1-3582 (1193 amino acids)
Source: RefSeq, a predicted model, not a curated record
AUGCUGAAGGACGAGUCAGUGAGCAGUGAGCAUGAAGAGGAGUUUUUAAAAAAGAAUAAGGAGCAUUUGCUGGAGACCUUAGCACAGUUGAUGCAAAGUGCAAAGGAUUACAAGAAUGGAAAAAAUACUGAGUUGAUAGACACGUGGGCGGAAAGACUGGAAGAAAUUGCUAAGGAAUAUCGACGUGUAGUGUGUGUUUUAGAGAUGCAUGGUGGGUGCUAUAGAGAGGAACGUGCUGAGUUUGAAAAUAAAUACUGCGCCCUUCGAGCAUUUUAUACAAAACAAAUCAAGGACAACCAUGCCCAAAGUGCUCACACCGUUCACGUUCGUCAGCUCAGCCACAUUCGUUACCCUGAACUGAACCUUCCCCGUUUCACUGGCAAAUUGGAAGAUUGGUGUGUGUUCCGGGAUGCUUUCGAGUCCGCUAUAGGCAAUCGUGAGGAGGUAGCUAACAUCGAUAAGUUUCAAUAUUUGAAGGGACUAGUUCACGGUGAGGCUGCGAGAAUCAUUGAGGCCAUUUCGGUUUGUGAUGAAGGAUACAACGAUGCGUGGCGUGCAUUGAAAUUGCGUUAUGAGAACAAGCGUCAGUUAGUUCGAUGUCACAUAAAGGCCUUGUUCGAUACUCCUGCUAUGAAAAGGGAGACAGCCGAUGAACUUUUAGGGCUGGUGGACAAAUUCGAACAGCAUAUUUCCGUUUUAAGACGUUUGGGAGAAGGUACGGAUGCCUGGAGUUCUAUGUUGGUCUACCAGUUGUCAAUUCGUUUGGAUUCCCACACGUUGCGUGAAUGGGAAAACUACUGCGCUCGCCUCGAUUCAGACAACGUAGCCGCCGUGCUUGGAGGGACGGCUGACCCUAUUUUUGAGGAUUGUGAUGAUACCAUGCCAUCUUACAUCUCGAUGGUAAACUUUCUGCAAAAUUAUGCAAGGGUUCUUCAAUCAGUUGGACCCUCUUCCCUUGCUGGACGGGAGCGCGAACCCAAGCCUAAGCCACCAGUUAAGUUUGGCGCUCAUAUUAGCUGUUCGUCCACUAAGCUAGGUCCCCAGAGCACGAGAAAAUGUGAACAGUGUAAUCAGGAUCAUUCUCUCUAUCAAUGUCCGCAAUUUCAAAGAUUGUCAGACCAACAGCGAUUGGAAGUCGUCAGAUUCAAGAAGCUGUGUCUCAAUUGCCUCCGUCAUGUCGACCACUUUGCUAAAAAUUGUCCGUGGAAAUCAUGCAAUCGAUGUCCGCGUAAACAUCACUCACUUCUCCACGGAGCACAGUUUACACAGCAGACCCCUUCUGCUCCCCAGCCUAAUGGAACAGUUACCCUUGUAGCUCAACCGACUGCUGUCGAAAGCACUCAUACUUCAACUGCUGCACUGCAACCAUCGUCUGCUCAAUUUCAUUCUACACAACCACCAAAGGCCACCAGAAACCCCGCCACAAUGCAACCGUUUAGUUUGCCGGGGAAUUUUCACUACGCCACGGUAGCAUGCGAUAAGGAAAAUCAACAGAACACCGUAAUUCUUCCUACUGCGCUAGUAGAAGUUGAGGACAUUGGAGGACGCAGAAUCACAGCUAGAUGCUUGUUGGACUCAGGAUCGCAGAGUCAUUUUAUAACCCGCGCACUUUGUCAAAAACUGAAGCUUCCUUGUUCAAGUGCACCAUCUCCCAUUCUGGUCAGCGGUAUCGGCCAGACAACUACGAAAGCAACGCAAUUCGUCACCGCCAAGGUGUCGUCCAGAGUUUCUCCAUUUACAAUUGAACCCAGACUUUUGAUUCUGCCGCACCUUGCCAUCACUCUGCCAUCAUCUACCAUUAAUAUACGAGGAUGGCAUAUCCCUGAAGCAGUACAGUUAGCCGAUCCUACAUUCCAUUUGUCAAAGCAAAUCGACAUCAUUUUGGGUGCUGAGUAUUUUUUCAACACGCUACGGUAUGGUCGUAUUCAAUUGGGUGAGCAACUACCGAUACUGCAGAAUUCGGCACUUGGAUGGUUUGUCUCCGGCGCUUGCGUGAUAUCAGAUCACGAUCACACAGAUCCACGAUCCUGUUUUUCAAGCAGUACUGUACGCCUUGAAGAACUUCUUCGUAAGUUUUGGGAACUAGAAACAGUUCGGGACUCGAAGGGAUGGUCGCCCACCGAUCGAAUUUGUGAAGAACAUUGUAUUGCUAAUACUUCGCGAACGCCUGAAAGCCGUUAUAUGGUAAAACUACCGGAACGCGAAGAAUUGAUUAUACUGCUAGGCGACAACAAAUACCAGGCCACUCGACGAUUUCUCUCAUUGGAACGUUCAUUGCAACAAGAUCUAGAAAGGAUGGCCAUGUACAAAGAUUUCAUCGAUCAGUAUAUAUCCUUGGGCCACAUGCGUGAGGUAAGCCCUCAAGAACUUGAGGUACGUCCACAGUUUAUACUACCACAUCAUGGAGUACUUAAACUUGACAGUAGUACUACAAAACUGAGAACAGUAUUCGAUGCGUCUUGUAAAUCACGUUCCGGAUUGGCGCUAAACGAUACGUUGCUACCUGGGCCCACUAUACAGGACACUCUCGUGGCGCUCGUGCUACGGUUUCGCAUUCACAGAUACGUUGUUUCAGCAGACAUUGAAAAAAUGUUUAGACAGGUGCUGGUGCAUCCAUCCGAUCAACCGUUACAACGCAUCCUUUGGCGAGGGGAUCCCCGGGACUCCCUGAAAUUGUACCAGCUGCAGACGGUUACCUACGGGUUAAACAAUUCGCCCUUCCUAGCUACACGUGUCCUGUUACAACUGGCUGAGGACGAGAAAAUGAAAUUUCCAGUGGCUGCUCGCAUAGCUAAGAAGGAUUUCUACGUUGAUAAUCUUCUCACCGGAGCAAACGACACGUUAGAGCUUCAACGAAUUUGUAAGCAGAUGAUUUGUCUACUCAACGCCGGCGGUUUUCCUCUUCGACAAUGGUCGGCAAAUUCUCAAGAAGUUUUGAAUAUAGUUCCAGAAAAUCUUCGCGAAACCCGCACACUGUUGGAAUUAGAUCGAGAUUCUUCUAUUACCGCUCUCGGAUUACGUUGGGAGCCAGCCGCAGAUACGCUUUCAUUCAAACCACCAAAGUGGAAAGGAAAUCAACAGCUCACCAAACGGACUGUGCUGUCACAGAUGAGCAGUCUUUUUGACCCUCUUGGGUUAGUAGGACCAAGCAUAGUUCGUGCAAAAAUUAUAAUGCAGUCUCUGUGGAAACAUCAACUCGAUUGGGACGCACCAUUGCCGUCACAGUACGCACAGGAAUGGAACAAUUACCAGCUAGAUAUACCGUGCUUGGAAAAUCUUCGAGUACCACGAGCCGCAAUAUUGUUCCCGCAUCAUGAUCUGCAGAUCCAUGGAUUCAGUGACGCGUCAGAGCAGGCAUAUGGCGCAUGCCUUUACUUGAGGUCGAUCAACGCUUCCGGACAAUGUUCUGUACAACUGCUUACAGCAAAAUCCCGAGUGGCUCCAGUUGAUAGCAAGUCAAUCCCACGAUUGGAACUCUCCGCUGCGCUUCUUCUCACACAUCUUCUCGUCCAAGUCACCGCUAGUACAGGCAUCUCCAUACCAACCUACCUGUGGACGGAUUCCACCGUCGUUCUGAGUUAG